Messenger RNA from Acaromyces ingoldii, 684 nucleotides. RefSeq lists its product as hypothetical. Lineage: Eukaryota; Fungi; Basidiomycota; Exobasidiomycetes; Exobasidiales; Cryptobasidiaceae. Bases 1 to 684 code for a protein of 227 amino acids. The transcript has a single exon. The record is from RefSeq and is a predicted model, not a curated record.
AUGCUCGCUUGGUCACUCUCCUUGCAGCCGCUGGUCGGCUUGUCUGUGGUCUCGUUUGCCUUUUUCCAGCUUGUCCACCCUCUCCGCGUAAUGACCCGUGGCAACGAGCAAAUUGACGAACUCGACCUUCGCCGCCGUAACGCUGAAGAUAUUGGUCUCGAACAUGACGUGAUCCCUCGCGCUCAUCUCUUUCGCAAGCCGGAGAAGAACUUUAAUCAGGGCCAAAUGCUGGCCGGUGCCAACGACCAUUUCAUCAAGAUUCGCAAUUUGAUGGCCGACGGGAACCGGCGACCAAAUCAGGACGGACAAGUUCAGACGCAGCGAGACGACUCCGUGUGUCCAAUUUGCAAGUCUUACCCCUGCGUCUGUAUCCUUGAUAGUCUUCCUAUCCGUGGCUCUAUGGCAUACGGAGGCUACAAGAGCUUAAAAGACAGCUCUACCCUCCUCAUCGACCCUGCGAACGAUAGCUUCGGAAAGGGCAAUGACCAGGGCAGCAUCAAGCAUGACUCGCUUCAGAAACGCGACAAAGGCUGCCACGGAUACAAGUGCAACGCCACCGAGCAACCGCAGGAUGGCGGUGACGAGCUUCAUGGCUGCAACGCUUGUGGCACUCCCUACUGCAAAUGCGUACCCACUCAGGGUAAAGAUGGCGGUGACGACGUAGACAACGAGAAUGAAGAAUGA